Gryllus bimaculatus (two-spotted cricket) is the source of this 708-nucleotide messenger RNA. NCBI's taxonomy places the organism in Eukaryota, Metazoa, Arthropoda, Insecta, Orthoptera, Gryllidae. The record is from the annotation of a GenBank genome assembly.
AUGACACUGUUAGAAUUUGUUGGUUGCAUGUUAGUGUCAUUCUCUCCUUUCUUUGCGAUGUUUGCUGUGACAAUUGCAUCCGAUCCAAUCAGAAUAAUAAUUUUAUUUUCGAGCGCAUUUUUCUGGUAUUUUUCUUUAUUACUUCCCUGUUUGUUGUGGUUGUUGGCUCCAGGAGAGGUCAGAUGGGUUUUAGGGUUAGUUACAGCCGUAUUGUUACAGGAACUUUUUCGCAUAGUUUUGUAUAAGUUUCUUCGCCGAAUAGUGACCUUACGCAAGAGGCGACGCAUGGUGUCUUACGUAUCUGGGCUUGGAUUUGGAGCUAUAAGUGGUGCAUUUGCGAUGUUGAACCUACUGGCCGAUGCAGCAGGCCCUGGAACCGUGGGGAUACACGAUGCCUCGGAACUUUAUGUUCUCUAUUCGUCAGCAGUGACGUGCUGUAUGAUUCUUCUUCACGUGUUUUGGAGUGUCAUUGCAUUUGCGUCCUUGGAUCACGGAAAUUAUUUCGGAAUAUUUUGGGUUGUUGGAUCACACAUGUUUGUCUCUUUACUAACGUUAGCUAUGGAGAAGACAGAUAAUGAAAGAAGUUUGUACUUGAUAUUUAUUGUUACUGCUGCAACUGGGGUACUAACAUUUAUAACAAUGGGUGGGACUCUAAGACGUUUAACAGACAGUUUCUGCACGUGUGAUCGUGAUAUUCAUUCAUCAUAA